AGAGAGAGAAAGAGAGAGGGAGAGUGUGUGAGUUGUGGGACGAAGUUAUAACGGAAGACACGCCUGAUGCAUUAACGCUUUUCUCCUUUUAUUUUAACAACCGAACCAAAAAUCAACAGAUUUCACUCGUUUAACUCUGUUUUGGAUAAUAAUAAUUACAAGAACAGCAAUAAUAAUCAUUUAUAAAUAUUUGGAAGAGAAAAGAACAGACAUUCACACAUUCACUUCGAAAAAAAAAAAAAAUGAAAUGAUCAACCGGGUUGCCAAUGGUGCAGUGUGAAUCCUCUUCUGUCUGUCUCAGCAGGACUUUUUACCAUUAUUUACCUUCAAGGCCUUCUCUUCAUCUUCCAAAGACACACCUUUCUUUCUGUGAUUAGGGCUGAAUGCCCAACCACUUCCCCCCAAUUUUCUUUUUUUUUUUUUCAUUAUUUCCUAACGAAUGUCGUUUCUCGAUAUUGAACUUCCCAUCUCAUUGUCUUUCUUAUUGACUUUAAAAAAAUUAAACUGAAACAGCUUUGUAAAUCCCUUGAUAUGGCGAGUCCAACAAAGAACAAUAACCCUCAUGGACCACGGCAGAUUGACCUCGAUCAAAUCUGGGAUGACCUCAAGAAAGGUAUUGACCAGAUUUACAGACAGGAGAGCAUGGCUAAGGGCAGAUACAUGCAGCUGUAUACCUAUGUUUACAACUAUUGUACUAGUGUACAACCAACAAAUACAGCCCAAGGUCAACAACCUCGGGUACCUGCUGGUAAAAAGGGCAAACAGCCCACUUGUGGUGCCCAGUUUGUUGGCCUUGAACUUUAUAAAAGACUGAAAGAGUACUUAAAAAGUUACUUGGUAAAAUUACUGAAGGAUAGUACAUCUCUUCUUGAAGAAAAUGUUUUACGAUUUUAUACCAAACAGUGGGAAGAUUAUCAAUUUUCUAGUAAAGUUCUCAAUGGUGUGUGUGCAUAUCUAAAUAGACAUUGGGUACGACGAGAGUGUGAUGAGGGAACAAAAGGCAUCUAUGAAAUUUACUCAUUAGCUUUGAUCACUUGGCGGGACAAUUUAUUUCGCCCUCUGAAUAAGCAGGUAACUGACGCUGUUCUUAAACUAAUAAAACAAGAACGGCAAGGGGAGACAAUCAAUACUGGUUUGAUUAGUGGAGUUAUUAAUUGUUAUGUUGCUCUUGGUCUAAGUGAAGAAGAUUCCUCAAUUAAGGGACCAGCUCUAGAUGUAUAUAAAGAAAACUUUGAAACACCUUUCAUAGAAGACACUAAAGAAUUUUAUACAAGAGAAAGUAAAACGUUCUUGGAGCAGAAUCCUAUAACUGAAUAUAUGAAGAAGGCUGAGACCAGACUUACAGAAGAACAUAACCGUGUUCAACUUUAUCUUCAUUUAACUACACUAAAUGCUUUAUCAUAUAUGUGUGAGAAAACAUUGAUAGAAAAUCACAUUGACCUCUUUCACAUUGAGUUCCAAAAUUUGUUAAAGGAUGACAAGAAUGAAGAUUUAAGACGAAUGUAUCAGUUGGUAUCCCGAAUAAAGGAUGGCCUAGGAGAAUUACGUAUUUUUUUAAAGAAUCAUAUCUACAACCAAGGUCUUGCUGCAAUUGAGAAAUGUGGAGAAAUGGCUGUGAAUGACCCCAAGACCUAUGUACAGACUAUUCUUAAUGUUCAUGUAAAAUACAACAAGUUAGUUAGUGAGGCUUUCAACAAUGACUCUGGCUUUGUUGCUGCUCUAGAUAAGGCUUGUGGUAAAUUCAUUAAUGAUAAUUACGUUACGAAGAAAGAAAAUUCCAAGAAAUCCCCUGAACUUUUGGCCAGAUACUGUGAUCUUCUACUGAAGAAAAGUUCCAAGAAUCCUGAAGAAGAAGAAUUGGAAGAUAUUUUAAAUCAGGUGAUGAUAGUUUUCAAAUAUAUUGAAGACAAAGAUGUCUUUCAGAAAUUCUACAGUAAAAAGUUGGCCAAAAGACUAGUUCUGCACACAUCAGCUAGCGAUGAUGCUGAAGCAAGCAUGAUAUCGAAACUGAAGCAAGCCUGUGGCUUUGAAUACACCUCAAAACUCCAGCGAAUGUUUCAGGAUAUUGGGGUUAGCAAAGAUCUUAAUGAAAGAUUCAAGAAAUAUCUGCAAGCAUCUUCACAACCAUUAGACAUUGAUUUCAGUAUACAAGUUUUAACAUCUGGUUCGUGGCCUAUUCAACAAGCUGGAUCUUUUAAUCUUCCUAUGGAGUUAGAAAAGACGUUCCAAAGAUUCACAUCUUUCUAUAGUGGUCAGUACAGUGGUCGCAAAUUAAACUGGGUCUAUCACAUGUCCAAAGGUGAUUUGACUGCUAAUUUAAAAAAGAAGUACAUUCUCCAGGCUUCAACUUAUCAGAUGGCUGUUCUUCUACAAUAUAACUCAGUGGAUACACUUGAUGUACAACAAUUACAAGAAAGUACCCAAAUUGAUAUGGAUACACUUCUUCAAGUAUUAAAGAUUCUGCUGAAAACCAAACUGCUCACCACAGACAUUGAUGAUGAGAAUGAUCUUCCGCCAACUGCCCAAUUAAGCAUAUAUUCAAAUUAUAACAAUAAAAAGUUCCGAGUCAAUAUCAACAUCCCAAUGAAAACUGAAGAAAAAGUUGAGCAUGAAGUAACUCAUAAAAACAUUGAAGAGGACCGAAAACUUCACAUUCAGGCUGCUAUUGUUAGAAUUAUGAAGAUGAGAAAAGAGUUAAAACAUCAAAACCUUUUACAAGAAGUUUGUACUCAAGUGUCAUCACAUUUUAAACCCAAAGUUCCUCUUAUCAAGAAAUGCAUCGAUAAUCUUAUUGAGAAAGAAUAUUUGGAGAGAGUCGAUGGCCAAAAAGAUGUCUACAGUUACCUAGCCUAGUUCCUGUGUCUGAUUGCAGAUGAAGUUUUUAAUUUAGCCAGUUAAUAAUAAUAACAACACUAAUUUAUUGCUGGAUCUUUGCUGUCAUCGGCUUUACUAGCAGGAAGGAGAAGAGCAAAAAAGAAACUGACUCCAGUUCUGUUUUUUGUGUCUGAAAAGCAGUGUCAUUUUCUUCAAGUUGUGCAGACCAGCAUUGCAACAAACAAGAGCAUUGGUUGGUUGGUUGGUUUGUUGAUUGGCUGGUUGUUCCAGCAAUGGAGUUGAGCAUUCUACAAUACUGCUCCUGUCCUCUCUCUUCACUUCCCGUUGUUGUUUAGAAAAAAAUGUUUUCCUGAAAACAAACUUGUAAAAAUUAUCAAUGGAUUAAUUUAUAUUGCUUUCUCAUUCCUUGAAACGAGGAAGAUGUAGCUGGUAUUUUUUUAUUAUUUUUAAUUAUUUUUUUUUUUCUAUUCUCCAUGCGCUCUCGUACAAUGGAAAACAUUCCUGUAUUUGCUGAACUGUGCUUUUCUUGAAUGGAAACAUUCCCACCUUUGCUGAAAUUUCUUCUAUUCUUCUCACUGUUCAUUUGUGAGAAAUGUUUGGUCUCUUUCCCUGGCUCCACAGAUCUUAUAUAGUCCACUCACUGUCUUGGACUGUCUUGGGUACUAUUUUCCUCUCUUGAUCUUUUUUAUAUAAUUAGAACCCAGCCAGUUCAAUACCCAAUUACGAACAAAAGAAAAUAAACCAAGAAAAAAAAUACAUCCAAAAAACAAAGCAAACAGACAAAAAAUAAAAUAAAUAUAAGCAAAGCUAUUUCCUUCUCUCAAUCUGUUUAUUGCUAUUCUUUUUAAUGCGUUGCAAUUCUCUUGGGAGAUUGUUCCAUAUUCCUAGGUGGGUAUUGGUUUUUUUUUGAGAACUCCUUUCUCUCUGUGUCAUUCUGUUCAUUUCUUCACCCCUCUCCCUCUUUGCUUCUCUCUCUUUACUCUUAUCCCACACUAUCUCUUGGUUGAUAGAACAUAAGAAAUUAAGAAAUUUUACGGUACCUAAUAUCAACAAUAUGAUGUGAUGAACAGUGGCCUUGUCCCAUGUGGAUUGAUCUUUUCUUUUGUGGUUUUUCUUUGAUAGAACUUCUUUAAAACUGGUUUCUGAAGGCAAAUUUUUGCUUAACAUACAUGUCGAUUUCUUCAAGCCAAAGUUGUAUUACAUAACAACACCAGGAUAUCUUAUGCUCUUGUACCAAAAUCUCAAAACGAUAUUCACAGUGUUAACAAUCAAAUCAAAUCAUUAAUUGAAGAAUGCCUUGACAAAAGAAUUAAUUUUUUCUUUCCUAACAUUGUUUGAAGACGUGGUAAACUUUUAAUUUCAAGGGGUUGCGGAAUAAAAAUAAAAAGACCCCCUCCAAAAAUUUAUGAAAGUUAGCUCAGAAAUGGUUGGCUUGUUUUUCAAAAGUUGCAAUAAAACACAAAACAGUUUCUCUUUGAGGAUUUCCUUAAAAGUAAGAAUGUAAAUAAAAUUUUAGCAAAAAAUAAAAACCUCCAAAAAAGCAAAAAUUACUCUU
Messenger RNA from Octopus sinensis (East Asian common octopus), 4390 nucleotides. RefSeq names its product cullin-1. The record is from RefSeq and is a predicted model, not a curated record. Gene Ontology annotation, molecular function: ubiquitin protein ligase binding. Gene Ontology annotation, cellular component: SCF ubiquitin ligase complex. Bases 532 to 2853 code for a protein of 773 amino acids. Lineage: Eukaryota; Metazoa; Mollusca; Cephalopoda; Octopoda; Octopodidae. The transcript is spliced from 20 exons. Gene Ontology annotation, biological process: protein ubiquitination; SCF-dependent proteasomal ubiquitin-dependent protein catabolic process.